Messenger RNA from Aspergillus melleus, 762 nucleotides. RefSeq lists its product as uncharacterized. The coding region runs from base 1 to 762 and encodes 253 amino acids. Lineage: Eukaryota; Fungi; Ascomycota; Eurotiomycetes; Eurotiales; Aspergillaceae. Gene Ontology annotation, molecular function: transmembrane transporter activity. The record is from RefSeq and is a predicted model, not a curated record. Gene Ontology annotation, biological process: transmembrane transport. The transcript has 2 exons.
AUGGUCACGGUCACUUGCAUUCGACCGGUGCGACUCCUGCUCACCGAGCCCAUCAUCAUGACGGUGUCUUUCAUGGGCGCCGUCAUCUGUGCCCUUUUCUACCUUCAGGCCGAGUCCUUGCCCCUGGUCUACGAGGCCUACGGCUGGAAGACUGCUACGGCGUCUUUGGGCUUUAUCCCGAUCCUUUUGGGUUGCGGGAUGUCCACGUUCGUGCGAUUCUACGAUCAGCAUCAUCUGGAGAAGGUCGCGCGAAGCGGCCGAACCAUUGAACCCGAAGACAAACUCACCGGGUUCGCCAUUGCGACGCCCUGUCUGGCCGGUGGCCUCUGGCUCUUUGCCUGGACCAUCCCACCCUUGACGCGAGUCCACUGGAUGGUUCCCAUGGUGGCGCAGUUCUUCAUCGGUUUCGCGCUGAACGAGGGCGUCUACACGCUGACAGGCUACCUCGCCGACAGCUACACGAUCUACGCGGCGUCGGGAUUUGCCGGACUGAUCCUCGUGCGCGCGUCGACCUGCGCCGUCGUCCUGCCGUUCACGCACCCCAUGUACGUCAACCUGGGCUACAACGUGGCGACGUCGAUCCUGGCGGCCAUCGCCACGUUGUUCUGUGUGGCGCCGGUGGUCUUCAUCCGGUACGGCAAGCGAAUCCGCGAGGCCAGUAAAUUCGCGCGGUUGAGUCUGACGAUGUACCAUGACAACAAGGUGGAAGGUGACGGGAUGGAUCAGGAGAAGGUGGAGGAGAAGAUGGAUUAUGAAAAGUAG